UUUUACCCGAAACCAAAAGUACGACUAUUGAGUUUCAAGUAGUUUUAACGUCGACAACUUGCAUUCACUUAAGUUAUAAGAAAAUGGCUGAACGAGUGGAAAGUGGAAAAGCAGAGUUAGAAGUUCAAGAGGAUGUUGUUGAUCCGUGGAACGUUGUCAGCAAGUCUGCAACCGGGAUAGACUAUGACAAACUCAUAACGAAAUUUGGCAGUACAAAAAUUGACGAUGAGCUCAUAAAACGAAUGGAGAAAGCCACUGGGAAACACGUGCAUCAUUUGUUGCGGAGAGGUGUUUUCUUCUCAAUGCGAGACAUGCAUGAAAUUCUUACUCUGUAUGAACAAAAGCAACCAUUUUUCCUCUACACUGGUCGUGGACCAUCUUCAGAAGCAAUGCAUCUUGGACAUCUUAUUCCAUUCAUCUUCACGAAAUGGCUACAGGAUACUUUUGACGUGCCUUUGGUGAUACAGAUGACUGAUGAUGAAAAAUUUCUAUGGAAAGAUAUGACAAUAGAGGAAGCUAACAGGCUAGCCCAUGAGAACACAAAGGACAUUAUUGCUCUUGGCUUUGACGUUGAGAAAACAUUCAUAUUCAGCGAUGUUGAAUAUAUCGGGUCAUGUCCAGAAUUUUACAUGAACAUGUGCAGAAUUCAGAAGCUGGUUACAUUCAGCCAGGCAAAGGCGAUAUUUGGUUUUGCUCCUAGUGACAGUAUUGGAAAGAUUGCAUUUCCAGCUAUACAAGCAGCUCCAAGUUUCAGCUCUUCGUUCCCAAAGAUCUUUAACGGCAAAGUAGAUGUUCCGUGCCUUAUUCCAUGCGCCAUAGACCAAGACCCCUACUUUAGAAUGACAAGAGACGUAGCUCCUAGAAUGGGAUGUUUGAAACCUGCUCUGAUUCACUCAACAUUCUUUCCUGCACUGCAAGGAGCUCAAAGUAAAAUGAGUGCCAGUGACCCAACCUCUUCAAUUUUUCUGACAGACACGGACGAAGAAAUCGAAAAUAAGAUAAAGCGAUAUGCAUACUCUGGAGGUGGCGCUACAAUAGAAGAACACAAGCAAAAGGGAGGCAACUGUGACACAGAUGUUUCUUAUCAAUAUCUCACCUUUUUCUUGGAAGAUGAUGAAAAAUUAGCAACAAUUAAACAGGAAUAUUCAAACGGUACACUGACGACAGGAAAACUGAAGGAAGAAUUGAUUACAGUAUUACAGCGGCUUGUAGGUGAUCACAGAAGAAAUCGAGAACAUGUCACUGAUGAAAUGGUGAAAAAGUUCAUGACACCGAGAAAGCUCAACUUUCAGUAUUGACGGCAUAAAUAAACCAAUUCAUCAUUACUACAAAGACUUCAUAUAAAAUUAUCAAAUGAUAUAAAAAGCCGUUACAUAUGAAUAUUGUUAUGUUACUUUUAAUUGACUGAGACAUUGAAUAACAUUUUUCAAUUUGCCAUUGCUGAAUGUAUGUAGUAGAUCAUUCAAGUAUAAGUAUUUAAACAUUCAUGAUUUAACUAAAUGUUUUAACUGAAAAAGCUUGGUUUUGUACACAAAGCUAUUAACCAAUUAUAUCUAAAAUGUAAAUUGGUAUUUAAUGAUAUAAUUAACAAAAAUCAAUGUCGAACAAAAUAAAUACUAACCGGUAAGUUUAUGUGAUAAAUAUGCAUGUACAGUACAACCUCUCCAGAGCGACCCUCUCUUAAGCAAAAGCCUCUCUUUAACAAAAUCAUCAAAAUUUCCCUAAGCUGAAAUAUAUACUAUCAAAUUUACCUCUCCAGAACAACAACCUCUGCAUAACAGUCAAUAGUUGUAUCUCCCAAAGGAUGUCGCCCUACAGAUGUUGCACUGUAUUUAAUUCGUGGAUAUAGUAUAAAGUUGUUUUAUAUACCCACAUGAUUUAACAGAUCAAAAGUUUUACAGUGUAAAAUUUGAUUGUACUCUGUUUUAUUACUUCGUUGCAUACAGAUAAAAUUCAGCAAAUAAAUCAAUAGGCUCGUUCGCUUGCUAUUUCGUUUAGCUAAAGUGGGUUGAAAAAAGCAGAAUUCCAAGAUAUUCAAGGCUUAUACAUAAGAUGUGUCAAAGAUAUUCGAGCCAUAGACACGAUUUUACAGUGUAGAAUUAAAUGAAUAUGUUCACAAAUGUAAAAUAAAUGUGUUUUUCUAUCACAGAAAAAAUGUGUAUGUGCGUGUGCGAAUGUGUGUGUCAACAUUUAUAUAGAUAAUCGAUUUCGGAAGUAACACUGAUUGUUAUUUAAACAAAACCGUCCUGGAUACUACACCCUAUCGAGCGAAAUAUUUUAUUCGAAACUAGUUAGAAUUUGUGCAGACGCAUGUAAACCUGUUUAAAAAAAAUGAUAAAGAUAAAACUUCCUGAAGUGUUUUGUUUCAUUAAACCAGACGUUAUUUAUUCUACUUUGUACUUGAAAUUGUAAUAACUUAAAUAUGCUGGCAUUAAAAAACGUGCUUGACUUAAAAAUCGUUUGAUUUCAUUUUAACCUGUCUGGGUCAUAUGAUAUCAGUAAAACAGUAAUGCAACCAAGGAUCAAGCCAUUUUUCAAACAAGGAAAGGGAAAAUGUACUCAAAAUCCUUUUUAAAACAUACCCGAUAUAACGCAUUCCUCUGUGUUGCAUUUGUUGCAUUUAAUUAAAUAAGUUGUAUGAACUUAAAGACUGCUUGAUAUAAAUCAUAAUAAAUAAUUGGUGUGUCAAUUAUUACAA
This is a messenger RNA of Mercenaria mercenaria, 2698 nucleotides long. Its product is annotated as tryptophan--tRNA ligase, cytoplasmic-like. Gene Ontology annotation, cellular component: cytoplasm. Gene Ontology annotation, biological process: tryptophanyl-tRNA aminoacylation. Gene Ontology annotation, molecular function: ATP binding; tryptophan-tRNA ligase activity. NCBI's taxonomy places the organism in Eukaryota, Metazoa, Mollusca, Bivalvia, Venerida, Veneridae. The transcript is spliced from 8 exons. The record is from RefSeq and is a predicted model, not a curated record. The coding region runs from base 84 to 1298 and encodes 404 amino acids.